GGGGCUCCUUAAAGCGGUGGCGGCGGCGGCCUCCCCGGCCAUGGCGCUGAGGGAGCUGAAAGUUUGCCUGCUGGGGGACACUGGUGUGGGCAAAUCAAGUAUUGUAUGGCGAUUUGUAGAAGACAGCUUCGACCCCAACAUCAACCCAACAAUAGGAGCAUCCUUUAUGACCAAGACUGUGCAGUACCAAAAUGAGCUGCAUAAAUUCCUAAUCUGGGAUACAGCUGGACAGGAGCGAUUUCGUGCUUUAGCACCAAUGUACUAUCGAGGGUCAGCAGCAGCUAUCAUAGUUUAUGACAUCACAAAAGAGGAAACUUUCGCAACUUUGAAGAACUGGGUGAAAGAGCUUCGACAACAUGGACCACCAAACAUUGUUGUUGCCAUUGCAGGAAAUAAGUGUGACCUUAAUGAUGUAAGGGAAGUCAUGGAAAAAGAUGCUAAAGACUAUGCAGAUUCCAUCCAUGCAAUAUUUGUAGAGACCAGUGCAAAAAAUGCAAUAAACAUAAAUGAACUCUUUAUAGAAAUUAGUCAUAGAAUUCCAUCAACUGAUACCAACCCCCAAUCUAGCAGUAAAGGUUUCAAACUUAGAAGACAGCCAUCAGUGACAAAACGCAGCUGUUGUUGACUGAUCCUUUAAGAAAUCAGACUUGUUUAUACAGUAGGUGGUCUUGGAAGUUGAUAGUUCAUGUUGGGUACAUACAGUUGGUCUUAAAUUCUUAUCUGCCUGAUGUUUGUGGACCAGUUCAUCUGACAUCUAUAGGCUUGCAGAAGAGACUACAAUCAUGAUAAUGUCAGCCUGUUUACUUACAACACAUAAUAUCUCAUGUAUUAAAAGGGAAUCCAUCAUCAUAUGUAUGGCCUUGCUUGAAAUGAAUUUCAGUAUGUGGAUGAUAGGACUGAAAUACUUAGUAGUUUAUAAUCAAGACUUUGUAAUGCUUUCUAAAAAGGGAAAUGAGCACUUUUUGUGGGUCUUUGGGAAUGGGAGCAGCAACAGUGAAGUUUAAAAUUUAGUCAUAAGGCAAUUCUGCUUUCCUUUGCCAUUGUUUUAAAUGUAAUUGUAGCUAAUCCAAAGUAUGAGACAGUUGCUAUUAGACCACUACAGAAUAAGUUACUAAAAAAGAGUAAUGAAGAAGCAGUCCCUCCAGUCCCCAAAUCCCAACUUGCACUUUUUAUUUAAUGAUAUUGUAGGAUAUUAAAAAAAAUAAGCAAACAACAGAUUUUAAACCACAGACAGUCUUUACCUUUUCAUGCUGACUUAAUCACUUAAACGUUAAUAUGUUGUUUAUAGUCAACCUUGUUUAAAAUAAAGCAAAGUUAGGUGAAACUCUAAACCAUAACUGACUGACUGAUAACGGAUGCUGUCAAGAGUUCUGUUAAGACUUAAGGAUUAUAGGGAAAGCUUUUAAUUGCUUGGCACAUGUAAAAUGUUAAUACUAUAUUUAUGAGACCACUGUCUAAAGUAUUAUAAAUUAUGUAAAAGCAGUCAAGAAAUCAGUUUCCUUCCCUCCUUUCAUUCUUCACCCAUGGAUAGAUUCCUGGCAAUCUCCAGCUAGUCUAUCCUUGCCUACGAGGUCUUGUACCCCUGUCAGUGACCUCUUCCAAAAGAAAACUGCCUGUCCCUCUCUUCUGACCACAGCUGAACUUCUCCUUGAUAAGGCCAGUUGAGAUUGCUGUUGGUGCAGCAGAAGACCUGCCCAUUGAGCAACUUGUACCUGCAGUGCACCCAGACCCUGCUGGCUUGUAAGCAAAAAAUGCAAACAGGGAACCAAAUCAAGUCAUGCAUGGUAGCGUAGAUCGUUACCUCUUGGCUCCUGGGCCUUGCCCAGCCCUUAUUUUUGUUUUAAGAAUAUCAGCUUUUAGCUUAUGUUGUGGUGUUUUAGUACAUUUUAUAUUAAGCUAUAAAUUGACAAUACCCUAUUAUGCUAUUUUCAUUAUUUAUUUUUAGAUUUCUGCCAGCUGUGGUAGGAAACAUCUCUCUCUUGAGAGAGAACAUUUUAAUAAACUCAAAUGUGUAAAAUACUUUUUUUUUAGAUUUUGAUAUUAAUCUUAAAGCCAUGUUUAUGAUAUUUGCUCUUAAUUUUUGAUUUGGCAUUCUACCAUCCCAAUUAUUUGGGCUGAAGAAAAUUUAGAAAGAAUAUAUAGGUAAUGAAACAGCUUAUUUCAGACUAAGUUGUUAUUUCAGACCCCUGUUUCAAAGCUACUCUUAAAUAAAACAGUUGAAUUCUAACAGUGAUAUAAAGCAUAUUCUGAAUGCAAUUAAUAGGCUUUAAUGAAUUGUGGGGACUAAAACCUAUGACUCUUAGGUGCACAUCUGUUUGCAGUUGUAUAGAUAUGCCAUUUGCUUUUGCAAAAAGGAUUUUUGUGCAUGCAAAUCAUGUUGCAUGCAUAUAAAUAGUAGCUGGUUUGAAGCCCCUGCAGGAAGAAAUGGCCCAAAUAGAACAUUACAAUAAAGACAAAACUAUGUUCUUAUGUGCAGCAUUCACAUCUAAUACAUAAUAUGGCUGAAAUCUUUGUGACAUUAGAACCAAAUAUGCAAGUAUAGACUUUAGCUACAAUGUUAUAUCAUAUCUUUUACAAAACUUUAAAAAGUGUUACUACUA
Gavialis gangeticus (Gharial) is the source of this 2600-nucleotide messenger RNA. RefSeq names its product RAB22A, member RAS oncogene family (gene RAB22A). Gene Ontology annotation, molecular function: GTPase activity; GTP binding. Bases 41 to 625 code for a protein of 194 amino acids. Lineage: Eukaryota; Metazoa; Chordata; Crocodylia; Gavialidae. The record is from RefSeq and is a predicted model, not a curated record. The transcript is spliced from 7 exons.